This is a messenger RNA of Penicillium odoratum, 909 nucleotides long. RefSeq lists its product as uncharacterized. The record is from RefSeq and is a predicted model, not a curated record. NCBI's taxonomy places the organism in Eukaryota, Fungi, Ascomycota, Eurotiomycetes, Eurotiales, Aspergillaceae. The transcript is spliced from 4 exons. Bases 1 to 909 code for a protein of 302 amino acids.
AUGAGCGCCAGUAAGCAGAACCGCAGACCCCCUACCAUAUGGGUUAGUGAAGCACCGCCCCUUCAAGCUGAUUCAAAGUCUUGUACAACUGUCUCUGAGACAUGUACGGUGAAUCAAGCUUUCCCGAAACCUUUGAGAACCAAGGAGAAGACUGUAACGCUUGAUACCGAUAAUUGUCGCUCGAGUUCGGGAGCCUUGCAUGAAGAUCCAUGGAGAAUGUUUGAGCCCAUUGCAACUAUCAAAUUGGAUCAUCCAUAUGUGCUGGCUCGAUACAAGGAAAACAAAGGCAGACUUGUCCAAGUUCGGAAAGUGGAGCUGCAAGCAUUCUCCGACCUUGGAUUACAACGGACGCUGAAUCGCAUCUCUCACCCCGUUUUUCGGUCCUUACUUGGAUGCUAUUAUCAUGGUGAUUCGGUGUUUUUGGUCUGGGAGCAUGUGGAACUGUCCGUCGCUUAUAUUCUGGCAUCGAUGCUCGUGAUCACAGCGAGUGAGAUCGUUGCAAUUGUCAAGCCAGUAAAACUCGAAGGAAUCCAAUAUUUGGCUGAACGCGGGAGGGUGCUCGCCACUUUGACAAUGAAUACCAUUUAUUUCACUCAGUCGGGCAUGGUCAAGAUAGUUGGUGUCGAAGACAGCUGCGAGAUAGAUGCUCCAGAAAUGAAUGCUGCGACAAUGAAGCAGUCCGCUUUAGCGGAUAUUGUAAUCAAGCUGAUGGGAAAAUGCCAUCCGACGCAUGAGUGGCCUGUCGAGAUUGAAAAUCUACCUGAACAGCUUGAAACAUGCUCUUUGGAAAAGAUCUUGCAGACAACCCUCUUUCAGCAAAAGCUACACCCAGAAGAGUUGAAGUUGCUUGUCAAUUUGACGAAUAAAAUCGUGCAUCAUCGAAUCGAACCCCAUUCUCAUCGCGAAUGA